AAAGAAGGGCAAUUUUGUAACUUCGUGUAGACACCCAAAAUAGUUGUCUUGGGAACAAAGAUUUCUCUUCUUCUCCACUUCGAUAUCUACCUUCUUCUCUUAAAAACCCUAACCAGUCUGAAUCAAGUAAUCAGAUCGAACUGAAAAACAAAAAAGUAAAUCUAACAAUCUAAAAAUGAGUAGAGGGAGUGGAGGCGGCUACGAUCGUCACAUUACGAUCUUCUCUCCCGAAGGUCGUCUCUUUCAAGUCGAAUAUGCGUUUAAGGCUGUGAAGGCGGCCGGAAUUACCUCUAUUGGCGUCCGUGGAAAGGACUCCGUUUGUGUUGUUACUCAGAAGAAAGUCCCUGACAAGCUAUUGGAUCAGACCAGUGUAUCCCACUUGUUCCCGAUUACCAAGUAUCUUGGACUAUUGGCUACUGGCAUGACAGCUGAUGCGAGAACCUUGGUUCAACAAGCUCGAAAUGAAGCUGCUGAGUUUCGUUUUAAAUAUGGAUAUGAAAUGCCAGUGGAUGUACUGUCUAAAUGGAUUGCAGACAAGUCUCAGGUUUACACACAGCAUGCCUAUAUGAGACCCCUUGGAGUAGUUGCUAUGAUUUUGGGCAUUGAUGAGGAGAAAGGACCCCAGCUCUUCAAGUGUGACCCUGCUGGUCAUUUUUUUGGUCAUAAGGCUACAAGUGCUGGAUCUAAAGAACAAGAGGCAAUUAAUUUUUUGGAGAAGAAAAUGAAAAAUGACCCUGCUUUCUCCUAUGAGGAAACUGUUCAGACUGCAAUUUCUGCUCUUCAAUCUGUCCUGCAAGAGGAUUUUAAGGCCAGUGAAAUUGAGGUUGGUGUUGUGAAGAAAGAAGAUCCCGUCUUCAGAGUGUUAACUACCGAGGAAAUUGAUGAGCACUUAACAGCCAUCAGUGAGCGUGACUGAUUAGCCUCAGGAUAGUCUGUUUCUCUUAGAAAUGUAUGUUCGCUAUCAUGACUUGUAAGAUCCCAUAUGAUGUCAGUUGGUGGGCAUAGACAGAAUCCUUCUGCAUAUGCUGAUAAUGAGUUUCAAGUUAUUGAAUGUAACAUUUCUCGGGAUCAUCUUAUUUUCACAAAAAUGUUGAAUGCAACUGCGCGGGAUUAUAUUUAUAUUUCAUGCUGAAUUUUACGUGCUUCAA
Molecule: messenger RNA, 1148 nt
Organism: Nicotiana attenuata
Lineage: Eukaryota; Viridiplantae; Streptophyta; Magnoliopsida; Solanales; Solanaceae
Product: proteasome subunit alpha type-6
Exons: 9
Coding region: 176-916 (246 amino acids)
Biological process (GO): ubiquitin-dependent protein catabolic process
Cellular component (GO): proteasome core complex, alpha-subunit complex; nucleus; cytosol
Source: RefSeq, a predicted model, not a curated record